Rotaria sordida is the source of this 4563-nucleotide messenger RNA. Lineage: Eukaryota; Metazoa; Rotifera; Eurotatoria; Philodinida; Philodinidae. The record is from the annotation of a GenBank genome assembly.
AUGAGACGUUGGAAACAACAACGGCUUCAAAAUCGAGCUAUUGAAAUUGGUCAGGCACUUCAUCAACGUGAUGUGAAUAAGGUCAAUAUAAACCCAACAAUUGAUGAUAUUAUUGAUAUGAGCUCAAUCAAUAUUAAUAAUACCAUUGAUAAUUCCAUCAGUAGUAAUUUGGGCGAUAAUGAACCAGCAUUUCUAACUGAUGCUAUUAAUAAAAUUAAACAAUUAUCAUGUGACACACGACCUAUUAUUACAGAAAAAGAUAUUUCUUGUGCAUUAGUACUUCUGAAGAAACGUCAUCGUCUUUCUGUACAUUGUAUCAAUGACAUUAUCUCUCUUUUACGUACAUUGAAUGUUCCAAAUGUACCUUCAAGUUGUCAUCGUUCAAAUGAUGAUUCAAAAAUCUGUCGAUUACGUCAUGAAAGUAAAAAAGAUGAUCCACUAGUUCGUAUUUUCUUUCCACUUACAAAAAUCAAGUACUAUCAGACCCUUCAUAUUGGCAGAACUCGAUUAUGUACACGUUCUUAUGCAGAAGGCAAAGCUGCCGACGAUUCAAACAUCAUUUUUCUUCUGGACAAUAUCGAGUACCCUGGGAAAAUUCGAACAAUCUUCACCAUUAACGAUGGUGAGCCUCAUCUUCUUGUCGGGUAUAUUAACAAUCUUACUCCUCUCAAUUGUGAAAUCGAUGAAAAUGAAAACUUUGUUUAUCCUAAUAUUCUUUUCUCAGCUACUUCUAAAUGGAAUUACAUUCCAAUAGAAGUAAAAGAUUUCGUUGAGAAAAGUGUCUUCUUCCAAAGUGGAGGAGGAGUAUGUCAUUUUUUUCGAUUUCCAACACUUGAUCAUUGUUCAUGAAAGAUAAAAAAAGUUUUGUUACAUGUAUUUCUCGAAUUUUUAUUUUCUGUGUCAUAGCCUACACAUAAAUCAUAACAUCAGUUAAAUCAAAGAAUUAAGUAAGUAAAUGAUCAAUACUUUGUUUAGAUUGUUGCAAAACUAACUUCACUUAAUGUUUUAAAAAAGUCAAUUUUCAGAAUUAACAAUCAAUUCUGAUUUUUUUUUCCUUUAAUCAUAACAUCUCAUUGAAUAGCGAUAAGAGCGAUUACCUCUACGAAUUGAUCCAAAAAAAUCCAUUCAAAAUCACGAAAAUCUAAACAUUUAUGAUCAUAAUUAAGUAUAGUCGAUAUUAGUAUGAAGAAUUACGGGCAACGAAUAAAAAUGAUUGAACAUCAAUGAAAAUUAUUGAAAAUAAAUUUUAAUCAACGUCUAAAACAGCUAUAGUAAGACUUUCAUUGAUUGGCUUCGAUUCAAAAGUGUAUAAAUUGAUUUUUAGUUAAUGAUGUUAUACUAUAAAUAUUUUUACAUUUGUGAAUAGUAGUUCGAUAAUUAUCAUUGAGCUGCUUUCAAUACAUUCAAGAAUCCAAAACGUUUAGUAGACUAUUAGCAGUAUCACUAUAUUCUAGACAAAUUUUAGCUCAAUACUCAUAAUCAAAUGAAAUAUCUGAUCGAUUCCUGCUGAUUGUAGUCAAUACCACUAGAUUUUAGAGGAUUCUUAACUGAUUGAUUAUAAUCGAUUGCAAAACCUGAUUGAUUCUCUUAGAUUAUAAUCAAUGUCAGCUGGUUUUAGGUGAUUUUUAAUUCAAUGAUUAUAAUGGAUUCGGAAUCUUAAUCGAUUCUCUUAAAUUAUAAACUGUGUCGUUUGAUUUUACGCAAUUCAUUAAUUGUUGAUUAUAAUCGAUUUGAAAAUCUAAUCGAUUUAGUUAGAUUAUAAUCAGUUUCAUUGGAUUAUAGAUGAUUUUGAAAUUCAUGAUUAUCAUCGAUUCGAAUGCGUAAUCAAUUUUAGUAGAUUACGAUCCGUGAUAGUUGAUUUUAGAUGACUAAAAAAACCAUCAAAUACUGAUUAAAAUGGAUUAUCUUUGAAAAUCGAUUCUAAUUGAUUAAUAAAAAUCGUAGCAAACCGAUUAUAGUCGCUAAUAAUCGAUUUUAUUCGAUUCCCACGAAGAAAAUUGAUGAUAAUCGGAGAAAAUUCAUUGAUUCCGAAUCAAUUAUGCAAAUAAAUCGAUUAAAAUCUGGAAUUUAAUCAAAAAAAAUCUAAAUUUCUCGCUUUUCAUCGAUUAAUUAUGCUUGAAAUCGAUUAAAAUCACGGAUCUGUUGAUUUUUAGGCUUAUUUUUUUACAUGGGACUCCGCCUCUUUUUCCUCCUUUUCCUAUUUUCUUUUAAAAUUCUUCUUUUUAGCCUCUAUUUUCAAAAACAUUCUCUCUUUCCUCUUCUCUCACGAAAAAGUAGCUUGUUGGCGAAAAGAUCCAUGAAUAUAUUGAUUAAUGUUACCACAUCAUACAAAAAAAAACAUAACACAAACUGAUGUGCCGAUCAGUCGAGGUGUAUAGCUAAGGAGGCUAAAUUACCUUACGCGAUUGAUUUACUGUCAAAAUGAAGUAAUCUCUCUCCUCCCGAGUUUCUCUAUAUACAAUCACAUUUUGGACGAUCGUAUAUAUCUCUAAACCAUACACGGAGAAAUAUAAUCGUAUACGAAGAAAUACAGAGUAAGACAAAAGCCAUAGACGAGCUUUGUUUGUCCAUAAACGAUCGUAUUUCUGCGCGUACAAUCACAGAGUUAUACGAUCUCAAUACUGGGCGAUGUGAAAGGCCGUAUUUCUCCGAUUACAAGCAUGUUUGUUUGGCAUGAGUUAAUAUUGACAACGGUUUGAUGAUGCUUGGAAGAAAUUAGAUAUGAUGGAAUGCGAUAGCAACAAACAGGGACGCCUCACUGAUCAAAAACUAGAGGAUUAUACAAUCUACCCAAUACAAAUAAGUCGUUUUCUACAGAACGCAGGAAGAUGACCAUAUUUCACUAGGAAAAAUUAAGUGUUUUCGAUAGCACGGAGGUCAAACAAUUUCUCACAAACCCGCUGUCUGGGCACCAUUGCAACCAAUGUAUUAAUUGACGCUAGGAAACGUAAUUUCUUACAUGCACAAUCAUCCGAAAAAAAGAACAAAAAGCAGAAAAAAAAACAUUUAAUGAAUUCUGAUCGUUUCUAUUUCUGUGUACCUACUUAGUCAGAUACUACGCAAAUAGAAUAGUCUAUUUUUCUAAUGGUUUCCCGGUUUCUAAUGCAUAUAUAAGCAAUUGCACAAAAAUCUCUAUGAGUAGUUGGAAAUUUCGUUUCUUUUUUACUCUUUCAAGUCAUAUUCAACCUAUAUUGAUAAUGUACGAAUUUUGUCGGAUUUAUAGUACUAUUGUGCCAGUGAGUAUUAGUUUUCUUCGGACGAAAUUAUAUGCCUCUUUUUCUCCUCUUUUUUACAAGGUGUUGGUGGGAUGCCAGUGCUUUAUAGGUCUUUGAUAACAAGUCUCUUUGUUUAAUUAUCAUAUUAUAUUUUGACUGCAAAAUCAGUUAUUUUCUAAAAAAGUGCACAUAAAAAUUCAACGUCACAUAUAUUUUGGUUUUUCGCUGUAAACAAAUCUCUUCGUCUAUUUCUUUCACUUUUUCUGCAAAUAUUUUUUUUAUCUGUACGCUUACUAAUGUUAAGUUAAAUAAUGAUGUAACGAAUCUAACUUCUAUUUUUAUAUUCUACUCUUCAUUUAUAUUGUAUUGUACUUUCUUUGAUGCUCAUAAUUACGGUGAAUAUUGUAUUUUUCUCCAGGACAAAAUAAAAAUUGUAUCUUUUUGUACCCCAUAGUCUAUAGAAUGGUCUUGUACAUUAUGGACAAUUAUUACACGGACGGAUUCAAAUUUUCAUUUAUCUCAAUAUAUAAUAGCAAACUCAAUGCGAAUAUAUGUCGGGUAACUCCUUGGGUUACCCAAUGGGUAGGGUUCGAGCUACUCAAUCCAACCGGAUGACCCAUAGGUUGCAAAAAAAAAUUUCAAGGCUAACAAAAAUCCGUCUAGAGAGCUGUCAAUUGGGCUACGAGUAACGCAUGGGCUCAAGAAAAAAAAAUUCCGUAUCUCUAAGCGGGACAGCAACGAAGACGAUGUACACUAUAAAAGAGACUCGUUCACAUCUUUUCUUUCUCUGUACAUCACUUAUUCUGCUUCGUUUUAUUGUCUACAGAAAACAGCGAUGUUGAUAUCUAACAUAAAUUUUGUCAGGACUAGGAUGAUCAAUUUACAUUUACAAAAUUUUAAUAAAUCCAGAAAUAAAUUUUUUUAAAAUUUAAAUCGAUCUAAAUUUAUUGAAAUUUAUUUCUCGACUUAUUAAGUUUUCAAAUGUAAAUUGAUCACUCCGAAUUCCUCCUUCCAAGUUCAUACCAUUUUCCGGUCAGCACCAGUCGUACCUCGUUCACGUUGGUAUGUAUUUUGAAAAUACGGAUUAUCAAUUUCGAUCUAAAAAAAUUAUUGAAUCCAGAAAUAAAUUUAAAAAAAUUUAAAUUCAAAAUAAAUUUGAAUUGACAGAGGUUUAAGUGUAAAAAAAAUUAACCGAAAAAUGCCACCCCCAGGCAGGACAAUGGUAAUAUCGAGAAAAAACAACGAAGUCAUAAACAAAUGAAUAUUGUAUAGUUGUUUAAGAUAAAAGGAAAACAUCCUUACAAAAGUGAAAGAAAAUCAGACCGAGUGUAUUGAUAUUUUGAUUACG